Molecule: messenger RNA, 3244 nt
Organism: Ziziphus jujuba (common jujube)
Lineage: Eukaryota; Viridiplantae; Streptophyta; Magnoliopsida; Rosales; Rhamnaceae
Product: receptor-like protein CLAVATA2
Exons: 2
Coding region: 598-2793 (731 amino acids)
Molecular function (GO): protein binding
Source: RefSeq, a predicted model, not a curated record
GGUGCAUAGGGAGGCAGUCACACCACCAGACCAUUCAGAAUGCAAAAUGUAAGCCAAUGAGUCCCCCACACAUAUAUGCUCCAACUUAAAAAAAAGAGAAAGAGAAAGAGAAAGAGAGAGAGAAAGAAAAGAUUUUGAUUCCCAAGCUGGGCAAACCAAGCUUUAAUGGCUUUAGACAUAAAUAUAUUCCUUCUAAGUCUUAAUCUCAACAAAGAUAGCAAAGAUGAAAGAAAGAGAAUGUCUGUUCCUCCUACUUCCUAGGCAGCCUUAAAUUCCCAACAAAAUUCCUACAUUAUUUCUUUCUCAUCUGUAAGUUUCAAAUCUUUUUUUUCUUGUUUUUUUUUUUCCUCAUCCUCCAUUUAUGUUUUUGUUUCCUUCAAAUUUUUAUUUUUAUUUUUUUUCUUUCUCGAUGUGAGUCUGUGACUUACACCUGUCCAUAAUUCUUGCUUCUUCUCAACAAGAUGGGUUUUUUUAGCUUUUUUGGCCCCGUUUUGAAGCUCUGAUUUACACUUCCUGCCACUUCACUGCUUUCCAUUCCAUCCCCUUCUUUCGCUUUCUCAUACACUUUACUCUCUCAGAUUUUCCAUCUUUUCGCUCAUGGGAAAGAGAUGGGUUUCUGUUUUUUGCGCAUGUAGACCUCUAAUGUUGCAUGCUUUGCCCCUGGUGUUUGUUAUGCUGCUUUGCUCGAACUUCUCUCAGUGUGUUGAUCUGGACCCAGAAGACAAAACUUCGCUUUUUCUGUUUAAGUCAAGGGUCCAAGAUCCUAGCCGGAGUUUGUCAAGCUGGGUUGGUUCUAACUGUUCCAACUGGACUGGAACCUUCUGUGAGAACCAGACUGGUCGUGUGAUUUCGAUUAACUUGACCAACAUGAACUUGUCGGGCCAAAUUCAUCCUAGUUUGUGCAAAUUUCCAUUUCUUGAAGAGUUGGUUUUGUCGGAAAACAACUUUACAACCCCGAUCCCCGGCUGUUUCGGAAACCUGCAGAGCCUCAAAACCUUGAAUCUUAGCCACAAUAGAUUUCAUGGGGUUGUGCCUGACUCGCUCAUGAGGCUGAGGCAGUUAAGAGAACUCGUUUUGAAUGGGAACAGGGAUUUGGGAGGCCUUGUUCCUUGGUGGGUUGGUAAUUUCUCAACAAAGUUGGAGAAACUUGAUAUGGGAUUUAAUUCUUUUAGAGGAGAAAUUCCUGAAAGGUUGUUGUACUUGGAAUCUCUGAAGCAUUUGGAUCUUGGGAACAACUAUUUAUCAGGUGGUCUUAGUGAUUUUCACCAAGCUUUGGUUUAUCUCAAUCUCGAGUCCAAUCAGUUUUCGGGUACUUUGCCUUGUUUCUCUGCUUCUGCUCAAUCCCUUACUGUUUUGAAUGUAGCUAACAAUUCGAUUGUGGGAGGAAUACCAACAUGUAUUGCUUCACUUCAAGCUCUGACUCAUCUGAACCUUUCUUUCAAUCAUUUGACCUAUAAGAUACCUCCUAGACUUGUGUUUACAGAGAAGCUUUUAGUCUUGGAUUUUAGUAACAAUGAUUUGUCAGGUCCUCUUCCUAGCAAGAUUGCAGUGACUACUGAGAAAUCUGGGCUUCUUUUACUGGACCUCUCUCACAAUCGUUUCUCUGGUGAAAUACCACUGAAGAUUACAGAACUGAAAAGUUUGCAGGCAUUGUUCCUUUCGCAUAAUCUUCUUGUUGGGGAAAUUCCAGCUAGAAUUGGAAAUUUAACUUAUCUCCAAGUGAUUGAUCUCUCACACAACUUGUUGUCAGGUUCAAUUCCAUUGAACAUAGUUGGUUGUUUUCAGCUACUGGCGUUAAUAGUCAACAACAACAACCUUUCUGGCGAAAUUCAACCGGAGCUUGAUGCAUUGGAUAGCUUGAAGAUACUGGACAUUAGCAACAACAUGAUUUCUGGUGAGAUCCCACUAACUUUGGCAGGCUGUAAAUCACUGGAGAUUGUAGAUUUGAGCUCCAACAAUCUCUCUGGAACUUUAAAUGAUGCAAUCACCAAAUGGUCAAACCUCAGGUAUCUGUCCCUGGCUCGGAAUAAGUUCAAUGGUAAUCUACCCAGUUGGCUGUUCACAUUUGAAGAAAUGCAAUUGAUGGAUUUCUCUGGCAACAAAUUUUCUGGUUUUAUACCGGAUGGUAAUUUUAAUGUAAGCAGGAAUUUCAACAAUGGUGGUGGCACUGGUAAAAUGCUAAAGGAGCCAAUUGUUCCAAUGCAAAAUUUGGAUACCCAAAUUUCUAUUAUUGUAGCUGGUAGCAGCGAAUUACGCUUCAGUUACAUUCUAUCUUCAAUGGUUGGGAUUGAUCUCUCUUAUAAUUCACUAGAUGGGGAGAUUCCAGGGGGGUUUUUUGGACUGCAGGGUCUGGAAUACUUGAAUUUAUCAUACAAUGUUCUGCAUGGUCAAGUUCUGAGCUUGGAGAAGAUGCGGAGUUUGAGGGUCUUGGACUUGUCACAUAAUUCUUUUUCUGGUCAAGUCCCAGGAAACAUUUCCAGGCUUCAAGAUUUAACCAUACUGAAUCUGUCAUUUAAUGGUUUCUCUGGUUUUGUCCCAGAGAAGCAAGGAUAUGGGAGGUUUCCUGGGGCAUUUGCUGGAAACCCAAACUUGUGUGUGGAGUCAUCUGGUGAAGGGUGCGACUCAGAAAGCCUCCCAGUGGAGCCAGGGAAGGCAUUUGAAGAAGAAAAUGUUGAAGGGCCUAUUUCUGUUUGGCUAUACUGUUUAAGCACUUCCAUUACUUUCUACUUUGGGGUUGUGGCUCUCUUUUGCUCUGCUCGAUCAAGAAACUACAUCCUCCAGACAAAAGUUUAAGGAAGUGCCCGUGGAGGUGAAAAUUGUAAAAUUAAUGGCAAUGAUGGGAUCAAAGUCAAUGCCGUUCUUGGGAGGAAAGAUGAAGAGGAUAGGCUUUCAUGGAAUGUUGGAUGAGUUUUGGAAAGGUACAAAAUGUUGCGGCAUUUCUAAAAUGACAAAAUUGGUUUACGCAGAUGGUACGCAAUCGUUGAUAAAAAACAAGCCAAACAAACACAGAAAAAUUAACCAGGAAACAAUUUCUUAGUUGUCAGUUGAUGAGACUUAACCAAUCCAAAAUUAAUAAAGCAAGGCCACCAUGAAGGCUCAGCUCUCCCAAAUAUGGGAAACAUUAUUAUUUUGUUUUUUCGGGGGGUUCUCUAAGCUUGUAAAAGCAUGCAAACGCUUACUGAAUGCAUUGUAAUAUUACCCUUUCAAGUUAUACCAGUGAUGAGAUUAUUUAUGUUAUAACAAA